Neurospora hispaniola is the source of this 462-nucleotide messenger RNA. RefSeq lists its product as uncharacterized. The record is from RefSeq and is a predicted model, not a curated record. Lineage: Eukaryota; Fungi; Ascomycota; Sordariomycetes; Sordariales; Sordariaceae. The transcript has 2 exons. The annotation marks the transcript as partial.
AUGGCGGAAUAUGCGCCGACCGCGGCCGACAUCCGCGACUUUGUCGAGAAUCUAGAGGCAGCGGCGGGGUUCGACAAUCCGAACAUUGGGGAGUGGUGGAAGAUCAUCAUUUCCGUGCACACGAAUCUCGUACAUGCCAAUACACGAACGAUCAGAUCCUUUGCCGAGUUCCAAGGCAUACAACCGCAAUACCGAAUCUUCGGAGCCAUUGCAUACGAAUGGCUUGUGCUGAAUUACAAGCAGGGAACGAUCAGAGAGGCCCUGGGCAGGAUUGGCCAUACCAAGCCUGGAUUGACUACGACUGUCACCCAGGGCAUGGCGGCCCACGAGCUUUCGGGAGACGCAAGAAAGGUCCGCGUACAGGGGGCCGACCAAACUCCUUGUAAUGCGAUCACAUCCCUGGCGGAAUUCUGGCCAUCAAGUACUACCGAUAUUCCUCGGACCUACGAGCAGAUGCUGCCG